CUUGCUAGGACAUGAUAUAACUUUUAUCAGUCCACACCAACAAAGUUGGCUGGAGAAAACUACUUCCUCCAUUCAGGGUAG
This is a messenger RNA of Lactuca saligna, 81 nucleotides long. NCBI's taxonomy places the organism in Eukaryota, Viridiplantae, Streptophyta, Magnoliopsida, Asterales, Asteraceae. The record is from the annotation of a GenBank genome assembly.